Molecule: messenger RNA, 2127 nt
Organism: Trichoplusia ni (cabbage looper)
Lineage: Eukaryota; Metazoa; Arthropoda; Insecta; Lepidoptera; Noctuidae
Product: armadillo repeat-containing protein gudu-like
Molecular function (GO): protein binding
Source: RefSeq, a predicted model, not a curated record
GUUGCUUAGUAACCGUAUCGACAAGACCAUAGCUUGUCAACACAAUAUAAGUCAAGCGGUAGUAUUUUACACCUAUUUUUCUUAUCCUCUUAUUUUAAUCUGAAAUCAUGGAAGCCGAUAAUAUAUCGACGUUUAGUACCGAUGGGGGGCAAGACACAGUUGGGCUGCCGCGAAUUGUGAUGGUGACAGAGGGGUCGGACACAUCGGCGUCGUCUCCAUCCUCCACAUCGCCUGACGAGGAUAACUGGGCCGAUCUGAUCAAGUCCUCAGAGAUACCCCCAGAAUACUGGCACAUACAGAAACUAGUAAAGUAUAUGAAGGCUGGCAACCAAACGGCCACGAUGGUGGCUCUAUCCUGCCUCAAAGACCACGAUCUAACAAUAGAGGUCAACCAAAGAGCAAUUCAAGAAAUCGGUGGAUUGGAACUCUUAGUGAAUCUACUGGAGACCAGAGAUCUGUGCUGCAUUUUAGGAGGACUAGCUGUCCUUAAAGAUAUAACAGCAAACAUUGAAAUCAGGAAAAAAGUUACAGACUUAGGAGCGAUCCCUUUGCUAGUCGGACUGCUGUCAGACCCAGCGAGAGACGUCCAGAUACUGGCAGCGGAAACGAUAGCUAACCUGGGAAGGAUUAGGAAAAGUCGGAAGUUCUGCAGGAAGUUUGGUGGAAUACCCAAAUUGAUAGAUUUACUAGACAUUAGAGACAAGGCUUUAAAAUCAGCGCGCGAAGAACUAAAUCAACAUGAAUUGCAAUUUUUAACCAUAGCCAGAGCAGGUGCUACACUUUGGUCCAUGUCAGCUUCUCAAAGGAAUCGAGAAGCUAUGAGAAAGUAUGGUAUGAUACCACUAAUAGCAAGGAUGCUGAAAACUAUCCACCUGGAUGUGGCUGUCCCAGCAGUGGGGCUACUGCAAAUGUGUGCCAAUGAGACGUCAUUCCAAUUGGCAAUACAAACUGAGAGGAUGGUUGAUGAUUUGAUCAAACAUUUGGCCAACGAGGACAAAGAUUAAAGGUAUACAUACUGCAGCUUAGCAAUCUACAAAUGUGCCAGCGACGCUGCAACUCGUGACAUGAUACGAGAUGCUGGAGGUCUGGAACUAUUAGUGCAAGCAGCCUCAGAUUCUACAAAUAGGCCAAACAAGCCUCUUUUAGCUGCUGCUACAGGUGCUCUAUGGAAAUGUGCGAGUAGUGAAGCUAGUGUCAAGAAACUGGACAAUCUUGGAGCUGUGACUAUACUGGUCAAGCUGUUGGAUGAUGAGAAUGAUGGAGUUCUGACCAACGUAGCUGGAGCUCUCGCAGAGUGCGCUAAAUAUCCACCUAAUAGAGACAAGAUAAGAAUUGCCGGAGGAAUACCAAUGUGAGUGAUCCAUCAUUUGAACAAUACUCACAAACCACUGCUAGAAAACGUACCUUUAGUGCUAAUGGAAUGCGCCAAGGAACCAAACUGUAUGCUACAGAUAGACGAACUGGACGGGGUCAGGUUAAUCUGGUCCCUACUCAAGAACGACUCUAAGAAGGUCCAAACGAAUGCUGCUCUAGCUUUGAGUCCUUGUGUCCAGAAUGCAGCAGACUCUGGAGAAAUGGUCCGGUCUUUUGUGGGAGCAUUGGAAUUGACGGUAGAUCUCUUGGAUUCGGAUGAUCAUAAUGUGCUGUCAGCUGUUUGCGCAGCAAUAGCUACUAUCGCAAGAGAUCAUGAGAACUUGGCUGUUAUAUCUGAUCAUGGAGUAGUAGCUAAACUGGCGAAGCUAGUGAAUACAACGGACGAUCUCCUCAGAGCGAACUUAGGAGUUGCGAUAGCUUACUGCUGCGAGUGGGCGCAGAACCGUCAGGAGUUCGGCAAGCGCGGUGCCAUCACACCGCUCGUCAACUACAUGACGUCACGCGACCCCAACGUGCACAGGUCCACUGCGCUUGCGCUCUACCAUCUGUCUUUCUACUCCUUGAACUGCGUCACCAUGCAUGCGGCUGGAGUCGUACAAUUUCUACUAGAAACAAUUGGGUCUAAGGACCCUAUUCUACAGGAGGCAUCGGCCGGCUGUCUCUGCAACAUCAGGAAACUAGCACUCGCCACCGAGAAGGUUAAAUUGAAACAGUAGAUGUAUCUUAGUUAUCGAAAUAAAUGUUUUUAAUUUA